UACUGCUUCAAAACAGAACUGAAUAGUAAAUUUUUGUAUUUUAAAAAGUUACUCCAAUGAUUUUAUGAAAUUUGAACAUGUUCCAAGCAAUUACAAAAAAAAAGAAAAAUAGUGGAGUACUUUGGUGAUUUCCAGCUUUUUGUUUUGAGUUUACACAUUGUGAGUGAUAUGAUAAUAUCUUGUGGAAUUUCUAUGGAAAUGUCAAAAAUAUUGGUCACUAGUAUUCUGAUACAAGUAGUAGUUCAAAGCUGUCACUCGGAAUAUAAACAAAUUCUAGAUGCGUUUCUAAAUCUAAGAUAUCAUAUAUCAAGUCAAUCUUCACAUUUGUUGAUUAGCUUAAGUGGAGACUAUAAAUAACCAAUUGAUUAGAGAAUUGAUUAGGGACUAUAUUAAACCAUAUAAGUUUUUUGUUUUGUAAUCAAUUAUGCAGGCUGUACUUAAACACUAGUGUGUUUCUGCAGAGUUAAAUUCUGAUACCUUUUAGAGAAAGCAAAGAUAACGUGCUUGUUAAUUAUGAUGUUAAAAGAAAAAUACUAAUAAAGUAAAAAAAACUAAGAGAGAUGCUGACAUCUCACUUGUAAUGCCUUUUUCACAUUUGAUUUUCAUUUCUCCUUUAUUAUGCUGUCAUAUCGAGUGAUCCACAUAAAAGGAAGUAAUUAAGAUAAUGUGAAAUCAAAGAGUAAAGAUUGAUCAGUCAUUCCCAUUGACAGCGUUUUGGAUAUUCACUUAUGCAAAUUUAAGUAUCCUUGAAAAGAAGUUUCAGGACAGAAAAAAAUUAUAAUGUCUUUGUAACAAAAAAAAAAGAAACAACUCUUUUCUGAUUACUUAUUACUUGAAGUUUUUAUAAACAUUUGCUAACAAACUUUUAAAACAAAUCAUGCUCAAACCCAGAUUUAGAUGGAACAUGUUGGGUCCUAAGAUCAAAAAGAAAACUCGAUUAAAGUGGUAAUGUCACACCAAGGAAAAAGGAAAAAAUACUUAAAGGUGAUUACAAUUAUUAUUUCAACAAUGGGAAAAUUUUAAGAUAUGUAGAGUCUAGGGAUUGCAUUUGCCGAGGCUAGGCGUGGUAGUAUUACACCAUCAAUACAAUUGAUUACUUUAAUCAACUAACAUGCAUGUUAUUAGUAGUAUUAAUACUCCAUUUAGUGACGAGAAAAGAAACGGUGGAUUAGGUAUACAUUAUGAAACGGGAUUUAAUGAUACUACUUUGGCAGAUUCUACUAAAGCAGCAUUAGCACGUGACAAAGCUUAGCAAAACUUAGCUUUUUAACUCAUACUUCCAUUUUCUCUAGUGGGCAGGGUCCCAUAAGCCAUACUCUAUGCAUGCAAACAGUACAUAGUUACGGAAUUCAACUUUCUUCCAUGUUAUUACACUCUAGUGAAACAAUCUAUUUUUCAUAUCAGAAGAAUCAUAUCAAAAUAAUUUCGUAUAUAUAUGAUUUGACUAUACCUAGCUAGGAUAAAACACAAAAUAAUUAGCCACGAAUACCGAUCGAGUAUCAAGUUAGAAUGUAACCCAGUGAUCUAACAAUAAAAAAUUCCUAGUAAUUAGAAAAAUGUUUAGUGAAUGCACAUGUAACUAUAAGAAAAAAACCACUCGAACAUGCACCAUUCAAUCGUAAAGAGCGAUAAUACAAUGUAAGGCAUGCGUCUCAGCCAUCCAAAUCAUUAUUUCCUCUUCUUUAUAUAUUAAGGUUUUUUAUUUACCCCAACACAUAUUACAACAGUGCACCUUUUACAUCCAGCUGAAAACACUGUGACGAGAACGGAAAAUGUAUCAUAUAAAGAUGUAAAUUGUAGUUCAGUGACAAAAAAAAAAGAUUAAAACUGUAGAGUUAGAAGUAUUGGGGGUAUAGAAAACUUAUAACACAUUUAUUGCAAUAAAUUCUACUAUAUAUUGCACAAUCAUAAACUUGAACAUUCCAUCUGAAAUGGUAUAUAAAUGCAAAAUUAAUAACCAAAUCAAUGUAAUGAGAUAUCUCAAUUUUACAAAAAUAUGAAGGUAAUGCAUCAAUCUAUAAACAAAUGGUCCGAACUCCAAAACUGAACAUAAAUAAUACCCUUUUGCUUUUUUUUUUCCGUUUUUUUUUUUCUUACUCUGCUUUACUUUUGGGCUGGACCCAGACACUGUGGUCCCUGGGCCUAGACUUAACCCAACGAUCAAAGACGUAAAACAUGAAUUAUAUUAGAAUUUUAUAAUAAAUAUUAUAGUCAGCUACUAUACAAAUGGCGACGAAAAAAACUGUGUUUAUUUAUAUUUUUCCUUCAAAUUGGAAAAACAAAGAUAUAAAAUUCCUGUUCGCAUUUACAUCACAAAACGUCGACGUCAUUCAUUUCCCAAUAUGUAAUAUCGAAACAAGAAUUUUUCGGAAUUUAAUUAAUAAACAUUUUAGACAAAUUUCUUUUGUCAUAUUUCUUCUAUGGACCAUUCUCAACGUAAAGUGAAUUACUAUGAAUGAAUCCAAAAUGAAUAGAUUUGUUUGCAGUAGUAUUCCAUAAGUGCCAAGAUUAUUAUUCUUUUAUUUGAAAAUAUUUGCUCUUUUAAAUAAUAUAUUGCAAAUCUUAUAGAUGUAAUGUAUCCAUUCCCAAUUUUAAUUUAGAUUAUAUGAAAAGUAGAUAUUUUAAUUUGACAGUAAUAGAAGAAGUAGUAAGAACAUCUUUAACGUUAAGAACCAAUAUAAGAGUUACCAAAAGAAAAAAUAUAUUAAUAUUAUAAUACUUUAUUUACUUUUUAUUCUCUUGUAAAAAGUAAAAGCAAUAACCAACUGACAUAUUUGACAUAUGUAUGUUUCGAAACCGUUUUAGAACCAUUUUUUUUCUUUUUCAUACCUUUUUCUUAAUUAAUUUUAUUUUAUUUUUGAAAUUUAUGUUAAGAACCUAGCGUUAAAAUGCUCUAACAUACUCAUCCGAGACGAGAAAAAGAACAAUUCAGUUAAUGAUUAGAAUCAUUACCACUACAAACUGAACAUUGUAAGAAAAGUAAUGAUCAAAUUUUUAUGAAAAACAAAGUUCUAAUGUAAAGUUAUACUACUACUCAUCAAACCCAAUUACUACUCGAAAGUCUUCAAUCUUCUAUACACAACUCGAAUCCAACACCUUCGAUAUUAUGACGCAUGCUAACUAUGCUGUCUGUUUCUCGAUGGUGUUAUUAGUUAUUAGUCCACAUAUUCAUCUCUCACAUGAGAAUUCGACUCAUAGACAAGUUAGGCUCGUGACAUUGACCGACUAGAGGAUGCAAAAGUAAACCAUCAGUUUCUAUCACAUUGUAGCAUUGUACUAUAAAUCUAACAUUAAACGAUAACAUCUACACAUUUGAAACCAAAGUUCAACAAAACUCUGCAUUUGUUUGAUAAAAAGUUCGAGGACUCUUUCCAAUACAUAGAUCAUCUUGUUUUUGCUUUAUACAAAAUAUAAUUCAAAAUUUUUGAGUAUCAAUAAAAUUAAAUAAAACAUAAUCAGUUUAUUAUAAUCAUUCUUGUAUGAUCAUAACAUGCUAUUUAGUUUGACGUAAUAAAUAUAUUAGAUGCCACAUAACUGUUUGCCUCUAUAAUCAUCUAGCCUUUUCCUAUCACAUGCCAUUAAUUGACCUAUGUGGUGCUGAUAGCAACGUACAACCAUGACAUUUCAUGAGAGGAUCUUAACACAACUAAAACAUAAACUUGCUCUUGUGAAUUUUGUAAUCUCAUAUAAGUUAACAUUUUGGACCUAUAUAUAGCUCCUUUUUUCCUUCUUGCCACAUUUAUACACAUAAAAUUAGCUCAUUUCCAUUGAUCGGUCCCCAAGUUUUCAAUGAUUGGUCAAUUUUUUCUCCCUUUUGAUAAGUAAUAUUGUGGUCCAAUAAGACAAGUGAAUAGGGUCCAUUUAGGGCUAGCGUACGUGGUAUAUCGCAUGUUCACUAUCACUUAUGAACGCAUGCAAGUGAAAUUACAUGCCAAAACCUAAAUAUACACAUGUAUAUGUAUUUUUUUUGUCAAUGACCCAAUAUGUUAUUUCGAUCACAUAUUUUUUCAAAAAUUGUUUGUUUUCUAUCAUUAUGCCCAAAGAAUGUUUGGUAUCUGUUUUUAAGGUCCUUUUUGUUAAUGUGUUUAUUCUUUAUACAAUUUGAGAAUUUAAUAAAGUAAUUAUGACGAUGUCAUAUAAAAUAAAGUAAUUAUGACAUGGUGGAUAAUCAUUAAAUAAUUGAACAAAUGGUUAUAAACUACUUGGAAAUAAAUGAAGGAAGGAAGUUACAUCUUUAUCAUAAAGCUGUAAUGCCUCGGUGUGAUUGAACAGCCAAAGAUAAGGAAAGAGUACAGUGGUCAUUGGUCAACGUCAGCUUCCCUUAAAUCGCAAAGUGCGAUUAGUACACUUAUAAUGAUCACUAGUCCUUUUAACAGUUUCAUAGUUAGCCUUUGACAAAAAAAAUAAAACAGUUUCAUAGUUAGCAAACGUAAUUACAAAAAGAACGUACAAAGUGGACUAGUGGAUCAUGCCCAUUUUCAUAUUUAUAGGCCCUUAAUUAGCCGACAACAUUUAGGCCCAAAUAAUGAUGAAGCCCAAUUUAAAAUUGGAUAAUUUGGAAUAGACGUGUAAGUGAAGAUAACCAGCAAUCUCAACCGACAUUGUUUAUAAAUCAAACCGGAUAUGAACCAAAUGCUUUGCUAGGUUUGUUGUGUCAAAUGUUUUUGACUUUUGACCAAUCUGAUUAUGGAUUGAAGAAUGUUAAAUAAAAGAAAUAGAAAAGAUUUUACAUUUUUUCUUAUUUAUAAAGCUAACAAAUCAAGCCUAAAGCAAACCAGGGAAGUGAAGAAAUAUGAACUUAAUAUAUCUUUGCUAAAUCAAAUUGGUUAUAAAAUUAGUUUUAGAAGUAAUUCAGAGAAUCAAGUCCAGAUUAUAUGACAGGUAUGGUCAGAACAAGUCUGGACAGGCAGGGAGAUGUGUACUACUAACAAAUCCAAAAGUACGAGACUCAAUUAUUAAAGAAUCAAAUAAUUGAGUUUUAAAUCAUGGUAACUAUUUUUUAUUGGAAAGUCCACAAAAACAAUAUUCGGUCUUACUUAGCAUUAUCUAUUACAAUAUUUACUCGUAAAUUAAGCUUAUGACAGCUCAAGCUCGACACUGACAGUCUCUAAAUUACAUUAAACAAUACAAUCCCCAAAAGAAUAUACAAACUACAAUCAUGAAUUGCACGAAAUGUAUGAAGAAAAAGUCUCACCAAAUAAAUUAUGUGUCUUUGAAAAUAUCCUACACGUAAAUUUGUGUAUUUAUACCUAUACGAGAAAGCAUAUCAAAUAUACAGUUGCAACAAUCUUAUACAAAAAAAAUCAGAAUUAUUAUCCUCUACCUUAAAAGAUAUCGAUCAGCUAUCAUGGAAGAUGGCUCGUCCUGUAAGAAAAACAAACCGCCUUCAUGGGGAAAACUCGUAACAAUCCUCAGCCUCGACGGCGGCGGGGUUCGAGGAAUCAUUGCCGGAGUCAUUCUUGCUUAUCUAGAAAAACAACUUCAGGAGAUCGAUGGAGAAGACGUGAGACUAGCUGAUUAUUUCGACGUGGUUUCAGGGACUAGUACCGGUGGUCUCAUGACUGCCAUGUUAACUGUACCGGGCAAGAAUGGACGGCCUCAAUUAGCGGCCAAGGACAUUGUUCCUUUUUACCUUGAACAUUGUCCCAAAAUAUUUCCACAGCCCGAAGGCUUGGCUGCUCUGUUACCUAAGCUUCCAAAGCUUCUGUCUGGUCCAAAAUACAGCGGAAAGUAUCUACGUAAGCUACUAAGUAAGCUUCUUGGAGAGACAAAACUUCACCAGACAGUCACAAAUGUUGUCAUCCCUACCUUCGACAUGAAGAAACUCCAACCCACCAUCUUCUCCUCUUAUCAGGCAUUGGUUGACCCUAGCUUGGAUGUCAAGAUAUCAGACAUAUGUCUUGGCACAUCGGCUGCUCCCACUUUCUUUCCUCCUCAUUACUUUUCUAAUGAAGAUAGUCAAGGCAAGACGACUGAGUUUAACCUCGUUGAUGGCGCGGUCACGGCUAAUAACCCGACUUUGGUGGCCAUGACUGCUGUUACUAAGCAGAUUCUGAAGAACAAUCCUGAUAUGGGUAAGCUUAAGCCACUAGGUUACGAUAAGUUCCUUGUUAUAUCGAUAGGGACAGGGUCUUCAAAAAACGAGGAGAAGUAUAGUGCAAAAAAGGCAGCAAAAUGGGGAAUCAUAUCCUGGUUAUAUAACGAUGGAUCUACUCCGAUAUUAGACAUGGUCUCGGAUUCAGGCCGUGACAUGAUCCAUUUCCAUAGCUCGGUUUUGUUCAAAGCCCUCCAAUCAGAGGACAAGUACCUCAGAAUCGACGAUGAUACACUGGAAGGAGAUGUAAGUUCGAUGGAUCUAGCAACAAAAUCUAACUUGGAGAAUCUUGUGAAGAUUGGAGAGAAGGUGCUGAAAAACAGAGUCAUGCAUAUGAAUAUCGACACUGGUGUCUAUGAACCCAUUACUGAAAAUAUCACCAAUGAGGAAGAACUCAAAAGAUUUGCGAAAAUUCUAUCUGAUGAAAGAAGAUUAAGGAGAAUGAGAAGCCAAACAAUGGUUCAAGAUCCAUCAAACUGAUCCUAAUGAAUAAUAUGUGGAAGACAGAGAUAUAUGAAAAUGAUCUUUGUGUGUGUGUGAUACUCGGCUAUCUUUUGUGCGUGAUUACUCGGCCAUCUUUUGUGUGAUUACUCGGCCAUCUCUCUUAACAAAGAUCUAUGAAUAAUGUGGUUUUUUUUAAUUGAACAUUUUUUUGUACUUUUCUUUCAACAAGUUGAAUAUUUGUUAUCCUCUAAAAUAAUUAAGUUUUUAUGGUU
Molecule: messenger RNA, 6810 nt
Organism: Brassica rapa (field mustard)
Lineage: Eukaryota; Viridiplantae; Streptophyta; Magnoliopsida; Brassicales; Brassicaceae
Product: patatin-like protein 1
Biological process (GO): lipid metabolic process
Molecular function (GO): glycerophospholipase activity; monoacylglycerol lipase activity
Source: RefSeq, a predicted model, not a curated record